AUGACAUACAUGAAGCCUGAAGAAACCAGCAAGCCUUGCAUCCUGUACCUCUUCACUACCUCAUUCCUCUUCGUUUACGCUAAUAGUUACGAAUUCAGCGAUGCCUUGAUAGGGCUACAUUCAAAUCCGCGGGUAUUUGAACAAUGCCAAGUGUUUGCAACAUCUGACCCUACAAGUGGCGUUCAUCAACAAGUAGUCGUUCCGGAAGUUUCGCUCCGGACCGCAUGCCCGCUUCGCCCUAAAUGUCAGACAUGGUUCCGGACAUGGCUUUCUGAGGGCGACCCUGUGUUGCUUCAGCAAAUCGCAUUAUUGUGCCAAAAGCUGUCGAUGUGCCACGUACGUUCAUUUGCACGGCCCUUCGCUUAA
Didymella exigua CBS 183.55 is the source of this 366-nucleotide messenger RNA. RefSeq lists its product as uncharacterized. The transcript is spliced from 4 exons. NCBI's taxonomy places the organism in Eukaryota, Fungi, Ascomycota, Dothideomycetes, Pleosporales, Didymellaceae. Bases 1 to 366 code for a protein of 121 amino acids. The record is from RefSeq and is a predicted model, not a curated record.